CUGCAAGAGCAUGGGCGACACCACCUGCCAUUGGACUAUCACAGGAAGAUGGCCGUGUGCUCCGCCCGGCAGAUGCAUGAUGCACCCGUCAAAAUUCCCUGUUAGAGCCCAAUGCUAGUGUCAAGCUGGCAUGCGCGUGCGCUUACUAGCAACGGAGAGAACAGAUAAGAAAGGGCGGACUGCAUCCAGACGAGUGAUCUGGAUGGGCAGUAGGGAUGUUUUCAGCCAGUUUGACUUCUAUGCAUUGUUAAGAGUGGCCAAUGGCUAACUCGCACGGAUCUUGACCCGGCCCCAGACGGAUUGUUCGCUGCCACAAUUCCAGCUCACUGCAAGCCACUGCAAAGCCCUGUAGUGCCCGGCACCACCAUGGACCUCGGCUCAUGCACCCUAACUACCACAUUUUUUGACUGGGUUGAUCGCUCGGGUAGGCCCGUAGCUAGUGCUUGUAAUCGCCAACAUGCAAUUCGUACGCCAACGACGUUUUCUGCUACCAGAACCACCCCCUCGAUAGAGCCUUUGCAAUCGACUGGUAAAUUUUAGCCGUGCGCUUCCUCGGCUUUAGAAAUGCGAUGAGUUGAUUUCAGGCUGCCCGACGCAUGCAGAAUAGAUUUCUGAGCGCUAUGGCAAUGGGUGCAAAUCCUGCAUGUAUCUCUCGGUAUUAGUACCACCUUCUUGCUACUAUAUUCAGGCAGAAAGGCAGCUGAAAAAACAUCCUUACUACUCUUACCUCCCUCCACCCGACUGUUAUACUCUGGGGUCUACCUACUACAACGCUUUUGGGUAUCUGCUAGGAUGUUUAAUGGCAUGGGUGCUUUCUGCAUUAAGCCUGGCGGUAUGUCUUUUCUGAAAGUGCUCUGCUAUUCCCACAGCAUUAUAGUUUCUCAUAUAUAACGUGGCUCAGCAUGCCUGACGUCUCA
Molecule: messenger RNA, 917 nt
Organism: Suhomyces tanzawaensis NRRL Y-17324
Lineage: Eukaryota; Fungi; Ascomycota; Pichiomycetes; Serinales; Debaryomycetaceae
Exons: 1
Coding region: 367-540 (57 amino acids)
Source: RefSeq, a predicted model, not a curated record